AUGCGUCUCAACAGCUCGGCGUCUCCCGGUCCCUGGGUCGGCCUGACCGGCGACCCGUUCACGCAGCCGCCGUCGGUGCUGGAGGGGGCGGUCCUGGCUCCCGGCCUGGGCAAUGGCUCUGGCAACCUGUCGGAGCCCGUACCAGCGGCGCCCAGCAGCGACCUGGAUGUGAACACGGACAUUUACUCCAAGGUGCUGGUGACCAUCGUGUACCUGGCGCUCUUCGUGGUGGGCACGGUGGGCAACUCCGUGACUGCGUUCACGCUGGCGCGCAAGAAGUCGCUGCAGAACCUGCAGAGCACGGUGCACUACCACCUGGGCAGUCUGGCACUGUCCGACCUGCUCAUCCUGCUGCUGGCCAUGCCUGUGGAGUUGUACAACUUCAUCUGGGUGCACCACCCCUGGGCCUUCGGUGACGCCGUGUGCCGCGGCUACUACUUCCUACGCGACGCCUGCACCUACGCCACUGCCCUCAACGUGGCCAGCCUGAGCGUGGAACGCUACCUGGCCAUCUGCCACCCCUUCAAGGCCAAGACCCUCAUGUCCCGCAGCCGCACCAAGAAGUUCAUCAGCGCCGUCUGGCUGGCCUCCGGCCUCCUGGCCGUGCCUAUGCUCUUCACCAUGGGCCAGCAGAACCGCAGCGCCGACGGCCAGCACCCCGGAGGCCUGGUGUGCACACCCAUUGUGGGCACCGCCACAGUCAAGGCCGUCAUCCAGAUCAACACCUUCAUGUCCUUCGUGUUCCCCAUGGUUCUCAUCUCCAUCCUGAACACCGUCAUCGCCAACAAGCUGACCGUGAUGGUCCGCCAAGCCGCUGAGCCGGGCCAGGUGUGCACCGUCGGGGACCAGCACAGCUCCUUCAACAUGUCCAUCGAGCCCGGCCGGGUCCAGGCCCUGCGCCACGGCGUCCGGGUCUUACGGGCCGUGGUCAUCGCCUUCGUGGUCUGCUGGCUGCCCUACCACGUGCGACGCCUCAUGUUCUGCUACAUUUCGGACAAACAGUGGACCCCGUUCCUCUACGACUUCUACCACUACUUCUACAUGCUGACCAACGCCCUCUUCUACGUCAGCUCCACCAUCAACCCCAUCCUCUACAACCUCGUCUCCGCCAACUUCCGCCAGAUCUUCCUGUCCACCCUGGUCUGUCUCUGUCCCCUGGCGGGGCGCAGGAGGAGGGGGCCAGCCUUCUCAAGGAAGGCCAACAGCGUGUCCAGCAACCACACCUUCUCCAGCAACGUCACCCGGGAGACAUUGUACUAGCGCCGGGCAGGCUGGGAGGGAGCUGGGAGGGGACCAGGAUGGGGUCACUCAGCCUCCACCCCCAUCCACCCAGCACCUGCGAGCUAGAGGGAGUCAUUCCAGGGCCUGCUCCCUGGUAUCCAAGGUCCAGGACCCGGCACCCAUAUCCCAGAGGCCCCAUUUCUUUUCAGCUUCUCCUCUCUCCCCACCCCCCCCCCCUCCUCUCCUCUUUGAAAGCAAGAGAGAUUGCUCUCCUCCCAGAUCCAAAAAUGGCCUUUAAUGAGGAGAAAUUCAUGUUGGGUGAUAGGCAGUCUUCUUUGUUCUCAAACUAAUGGAUGUUUAGGGAGAAAAAAAUGAAAGGGGCAGAUCAAGGCAGGCCAUUGGGCAGCCCAGUUGACAUUGGAGGGCAAUGACCCCAAGAGCUGGCGCUGAAAAGAGCCUGGCCGGCAGGACCACCACUGGCCUGGUGCCGCCGAGGGCCUCUGUCACACCUCCAGUCAGCUCAAGACCAAGUUAGCCCCUUCUGCAGCAGGCAUUCGACACCCCCUCCAAGGUGGUGUCACAGGAAGCUUUGAUGCCACCAGAGGGCUGAGGUCAGCCUGCCAUUGCCCAGCCCUGGGCCUCUCCCUCCUCGCCUGUCCUCCCCCGGCCAAGGUGGCAAAGCCCUGCAGGGACACCUUGGGAGGCUUGGCCUCCCAGUUCUCCAUCCUGGCUCUGCGGAAGCAAGACCAG
This is a messenger RNA of Cervus elaphus (red deer), 1971 nucleotides long. RefSeq names its product neurotensin receptor 1 (gene NTSR1). Gene Ontology annotation, cellular component: plasma membrane. The transcript has 4 exons. Bases 1 to 1260 code for a protein of 419 amino acids. Gene Ontology annotation, molecular function: G protein-coupled neurotensin receptor activity. Lineage: Eukaryota; Metazoa; Chordata; Mammalia; Artiodactyla; Cervidae. The record is from RefSeq and is a predicted model, not a curated record. Gene Ontology annotation, biological process: neuropeptide signaling pathway.